AUGGCACAAAACCAAAACCACCAAAUUCAUUAUUAUGAAGAUGGAGAUAUUGAAAUUAUAAUUGAUAAUACUUUAUUUCGGAUUCACAAACCCUAUCUUCACAAUCCCCUCUCCGAUGAAUAUGCUGAAAACUUCGCCAUUCAACAAGAACAACAAAUAAAUUGUCUUCAAAUUCCUCUCCCUAAUGAAUCUGCUGACGAUUUCGCGAUUCUCUUGUCAUUUCUUUAUCCGCAUAUCUACUUUCAGAUCAGUUGGGAAAAUGUAGGAAUUCUUUUGAGACUAGCUGACAAAUACUUUAUUCCAACAGUCACGAAAUGGUGUUUCAAAUUUAUUGAAGAGAAUUUCCAACACAGACCACUUACUUCACUCGUCUUCGCCGAUGAAUAUUUGUCAGAAUCGAUUUAUCGAGAAUCAUCAAAACUGAUCAUCGACGAUUUCUUAGCUCAUGAAAUUUAUAAACUCAUGUUUGAGCACUUAUACAGCGCGAAGAAGAUAGAGUUCGACAGAAUGUUUAUUCCUCCGUUUCCGAGGCCUUCAAAAGCGAUGAUAGUGAUCUCUGAUAACUAUAAAUAUAUUUCGCAAACAAAUAUUCCGAGUCUUCAGCUGACUGGUCUUCAGCAAAUGGUUGAUGAUUUUCUGAAAGAUCCUGAGCCACUUGAAAUGAAUCGGGAUAAAGAAAGCACAGCGAAAUAUUUGUUCAUUAAUCUGGAUACAUCUUUAUGA
Ambispora gerdemannii is the source of this 723-nucleotide messenger RNA. NCBI's taxonomy places the organism in Eukaryota, Fungi, Glomeromycota, Glomeromycetes, Archaeosporales, Ambisporaceae. The record is from the annotation of a GenBank genome assembly.